AUGAAUCCGAUGAAGAAUGGUGGUGGUUCAUCAAGAAGAACAGUUCUUGGAGGCUCGUCGUUUCUUGAAUUUGUCCUUCAUGUAUCACUUGCAUUACUCUGUAUUCUCUUAAGAGUAGUAAACGCUCAAACGCCGUCACUCGUCAUUACCAACAAUAGGCUCACCUCCAGAGGUUUCACAGGCAAAAUCUUAACAGCUACCGACCUUUCAGCAAGUCUUUCUUCAUCCACUUCGGGAAUCACACUCAUCAUUGUCAACUUCUUCAUAUUGAAUAUGAAAGGAGGACAUUUUGAAUACCUCAAUGGAAAUGCAUCCUUGUUCGUGAACUCUUUCACCUCUAACGACAUUCAACAAGGAAAGGUACUUUUCAUUCCCGAUGGUUACGUUGGUUCCACGAGUAGCACCAAUUCCCCAAUUGAAUAUCCAGCCUAUAACGUUAUUGCUCAAGGUACAAUUCAAACAGCCUCGGGAACUUCCGUCCUCAAUAGUACACUUUCAACAGCUCAAGUCACUUAUUCUAGAUGGUCAGAGCCAGCACUACCUCUCACAUGGACUUCAAUUUCUACCUCUGCUCCCAAACCAAUUGUCAUUAAUAGAUCCAAUACAACUCAUGCAUAUUUCGAAGUGACCAUGUUUAAGAGGAAUUUGGCUUUAGACGGAUUACCUGCUUCUUCUUUUCAUGUUGCUUUGCAGAGCGACAGUCUGUGUCAGACUUCGAGCAAUAUUGUGUUGAAUGCCUUAUCGGACGGUUUUGUAUUAGUGAAAGACAGUUCGUAUUCGCAGACUUUUGUUUUAGUACGUACUCUGCGAGACCAUUUAUCCGACUCCAAGGUUGUGAAAAACAUGGCAGGAGUUUAUAUUGAUGCAAAAACUACAAUUUUCACUUCAUACAUGCUCUAUGAUCCGACUGUAGGAACACUCACAUGUAAAACCAUAUCGUUCACUGAAGUGAUCAUUACUCAGGUGGAUCUCUCUUUGCAACCCAUUCCUUCUACAUCAAAUCCAGAUAUUAGCCUCACUCCAACUCGACUCGUAGUUUCAGACUCGUCACAAAUUGAAGUUGGUCUCUCAGUGAGAAUUGCAGGCCUCAACAAUGCAAAUAUUUUCAAUUGGAAUGUGAUUGGGCCUAAACAUUUUGGCGUCAAGUAUCCAAUCCUUAUUGAUGUCAAAUCUGAUGCCAAGUAUUGGAAGGUGAGUUUGGCGUCGAAUAAGGUCAACCCUGGUGAUGAUUAUAGUGGAACGUACAAGGUCAGUUUUGAAUCACAACUAAGCGGUCAGCCAGGAUCCACUCUAUAUGAAUUAUCCUUCUCGUUACAAUACGUUGUUCCAAAUAACGACAAUGCUGGAAAUGGUGGAAAUGGAGGAUUAAAUUUUGAUACACAAAUUGACACCUACCUCGACAACAAUUUCGCAACCAGUCCACCACAAACACAAUUCUACAAAGACAAUCUCAUGUUUGUCAAAGUUUCUACUAUCAUUGUACAAACCAGUGUUGGUGGUUUGUCACCAAUUCCGUCCUCUAAACAAGUUGCUCCUUGGAAUGUUUUUAUUUGCUGUACCAAGAAUUUACAAGCUAUUCCUAGUAAUCAAUGCAGACAAUUCGAUUCUUCAAUAAUGACUUACCAAAAACAGUUAGUUAUCAAUGGAACUGUUAGUAAUGAUACGGAUGUACGGUAUGGGUUCAAUUUCACCUAUCCAGAAGAUAUUUUGGGAAUUUCUGAUUGGGGUACAUUAAGGCACAUUUAUGCAUUCAGUUUGUUCUUGGAUCCACUUUUAACAGGGCAAGACAAGAGAUGUUUUUUUGCUGCUGACACAUAUUUGGUCAAUGCUGAUCUUCCAAUUUUGACUUCGUUGAGCAAAAGGAAUUCAGCAUCAAUAUCCAAGCCAUCUCGGAGAAAGCUUUCAAUUCAAUAUGGUGCCUCAAGUAGAAAGCACAUUGAAAUUACUCUCAGCGAUAGUAUGGCGAACGACAGAAAAUAUGUUAGGAGUUUACAGGCAGUUGCAGCAUCAUCUAAUAUGAUAUCCACCAGUACGAGAGCUUUUGAUUUGUUGGAACGAGUGGCGCCUCGUGGUUCUUCUUCCAAGAGUGUGAUCAAAUCUCCAGUUCCCUCCACAAAAGUACAACUUCCUUCCAUUCAGUAUAUUUGUGACAGUUUUGCCAUGCCAAGCAAACCAUUGCAUCUACAACAUUGGGUGAUGACUAUUGUGACUUCCUGUUGUAUUGGACUUUGUGGCAUCCAUCGAUUCUAUUUGGAUUCGGUGCUUUUAGGAAUUAUUUCUUUACUCACUGGUGGUAUUUUCGGAAUUUUGCAACUUGUUGAUUUGUGUCUCAUUCCGGGAAUGGUGGCCACCCUUAAUGCUAAAGAGCAGGGUACCACUAAGGUUGUGGUAGUUCAACAAACACAACCAGUAGCUCAACCUCCACCAACACAAGUUGUUGUUGUAAAUAAUAAUACUAACGUGAAUAAUUAA
This is a messenger RNA of Naegleria lovaniensis, 2472 nucleotides long. RefSeq lists its product as uncharacterized. The transcript is spliced from 2 exons. Bases 1 to 2472 code for a protein of 823 amino acids. The record is from RefSeq and is a predicted model, not a curated record. NCBI's taxonomy places the organism in Eukaryota, Heterolobosea, Eutetramitea, Acrasida, Naegleriidae.